Penicillium macrosclerotiorum is the source of this 1512-nucleotide messenger RNA. It is a transcript of the gene dot1, whose product is annotated as histone methyltransferase DOT1. The transcript is spliced from 2 exons. The record is from RefSeq and is a predicted model, not a curated record. Gene Ontology annotation, biological process: regulation of transcription regulatory region DNA binding; DNA repair; DNA damage checkpoint signaling. NCBI's taxonomy places the organism in Eukaryota, Fungi, Ascomycota, Eurotiomycetes, Eurotiales, Aspergillaceae. Gene Ontology annotation, molecular function: histone H3K79 methyltransferase activity; histone binding. Gene Ontology annotation, cellular component: nucleosome; nucleus. The coding region runs from base 1 to 1512 and encodes 503 amino acids.
AUGGGCUUUUUCGACCACCUCCAAAAAGGAGGGGCCUUCUCGCUGCAACCGCAGAAAGCGCAGAUUCGCAAAGUCGUUCAGACGCGACCAGCAGCACCUGCAAAGUCUGCGACCCAGACCCCGGAAUCCCGAUCGCCUCGAGUUCAGUCCUCGUCGGAACGGAGUCGCAAGACGCACGCCCUCAAAGCACGAUCGGUCUCGAGUGACGCAGAUGUUCGCCCCUCCAAACGACUCACCACGCCGAGUCGUCCACGCAAACGCCCAACUCCCGAAACGCGUUUAUCCAGUGAUGACGACGCUAGUGACACGGAUACCUCUUUCGAGGUGCGAAAGCGCGCGCGGACGAGCGCGAGUGCGGAGCCUGACCCAGAGCGACGCAUUCGCUCCGUGAAGGCAUUUUCGGAGGAGGCUUCGCGGCCUUUCAAGAUGGUACAUGCAGUCGAUAUCACGUCGGGUCAGAAGGCUGGAAAGUUCAAGCCAGCAUUUGGUGCCGAGGGCAAGCGUAGAGAGAUUCUUCUACAGUAUCCUAGUGCUUGCCACAGAGAACGAUUUGACUCUAUGGUACCAAAAGACAACGACGACUUCCGGCCCAUAGACGAUAUCAUCCAGGUCAUCGAGACCGUCUCCGACAACUACAUUCCCACCGAAGAUGCCGAUGAAUUCACGAACGAGACCACUGGAAUCAAGCGAAGAUUGCGCCGAGCCUUAGCGGUAACAUCUGAGACACAAUUUCGUGAAGCUAUCGAGGAUUAUAAUAAGGCGAUCGAUAAAUUACGCAGCAGCGGCAGCCUUGCCAGACAUUUAGAUGAGACACAACGAAUGGGCCUUCCUUGGGUCGAGCGCAUUCUCACUCAAACUUAUGCGCGCACAGUGUCUCCUCGGGUUGAGUCUCUCCGGCAAUAUGAAAACGGCACAGAUAACGUAUACGGUGAACUACUUCCGCGGUUCAUCAGCAAUAUUUUUAAGGAGACAAAGUUGAAGUCUGGCCAAGUCUUCGUCGACCUUGGCUCUGGAGUAGGAAACGUUGUUCUUCAGGCGGCCCUUGAGGUUGGUUGCGAGAGUUGGGGCUGUGAGAUGAUGGCCAACGCCUGCGAUUUAGCAGAGCUGCAGCAGGCUGAGUUCAAGGCACGGUGCCGGCUCUGGGGCAUCGCACCGGGCAAGACACAUCUUGUUCGAGGCGACUUUCUCGAACAAGAGAGUAUCAUCAACGUUUUGAAGAGGGCCGAUGUUGUCCUGAUUAAUAACCAGGCAUUCACCCCCCAACUCAACAAUGAGUUGAUCAACCAUUUUCUCGACAUGAAGGAAGGAUGCCAGAUUGUUUCGCUUAAAUCUUUUGUUCCCGCCGGCCAUAAGAUUCAAUCUCGCAAUCUCAAUUCUCCUAUCAAUCUUCUCAAAGUCCAGCAGAAGAACUACUGGUCCAACAGUGUCAGUUGGACCGACGUUGGUGGCACUUAUUUCAUUGCCACCAAGGACAGUUCCCGACUGAAAGCCUUCUUUGACGAUGGUCUAUAA